AUGAACUGGCCAGUGGGAGCUAAUUGUUAUUUACUAAGAGCUGUUUACACGCAUGGGAAGGAUUGGGAUAUAGUUAGUGACUCGUUGAAAGCACUGUCUCAAACGUUCCUUAAAGAUGAAAAUCUACAGGAUCUUUCUAGGCAGAGUUGCUCUCUUCAGUACAACUAUAUCAUAGCAUCCACACGUCAAAGAAAUCCUGGUGACUUGACAGAAGAUCAACUCCUAAGUAUUUCUCUAGAUCACUACACUACAUUAAGGCGUGAGCAGUUACAUGCUGCUCGACUGGAAAUCUUGCGAGCUAUAAAAAUUGAGGAAGAGGAUGCAGAGAAGUUACAACAGGCUCGGUAUUCUGAAAUCCCCUUAGACCGACUGGAGAUGUAUCGAAAGAGAUGUCGUGCACUAGGAAUACCUGAUAGGAUUGGUCAAAGCUUAAAUUUGGGACCACCGUCUCCUACCGUUGAGGGGAGUGAUGAAACUGUCAAAGAGUUUCCCGUCUCACCAAAACGAUCAGGAACUGAACUUGAAAAUGAAGUUGUUGACAAAGAUGGUGGCAUUUGGUUUCCUGUUCGAACACCUUAUAUCUGUGAUUUGUUUACUGAGAAGCCAGCUGAUGCUUAUCAUGCUUCUGUUGCGAACUUCAUUCGUGCUCAGUCUGUUAUUUCACAAAGACUAGGCCUUGAAGGACAGAAUGAUGAAAUUUCUAGCCUUGAUACUACAUCAUCGGUUCAAACUCACUCAGAGGUUGCAAGUGUCCAUAGUGAAGAUGCCAAAGCGGAAGAAUCCCUCGAACCGUCCGAGCAGCCUUCGGAGUUGGAUAAUAGCUUAAGUACAACGGAGAUACAGACCAACCCUUCCAAGUGUUUAGAAAUUCAAGCUGAACCAGUGACACCAAGUAGCUUAGCAAUUGUAACUGAUUCGGAAACACUAACGUCUCCGCAUUUUACUCAAAGUCUUAAUUCAAGUCCUGCACUGAGCAAUGUAGAGAUCCAUUCGCCAAGUUCACAGAAUGCUAAUCGUAGCCGCAAGCGUGCUAAUGCAAAACGAAAAGCACCAUCAACGGCCCCUACUACUCCUCCUUCUACUACUACUGUUACUGCUCCAGUUGUAAAUCAAAGCCAAGAAUCAGAAUCCACUUCAGCUCUGAGUCCCACAUUAUCAACUAACCCCAAUAAUGAAGAACCUGUAGAGGUAUUCCAAUCAUCAAUUAAUAUUGCUCGUGGAUGGCGAAGGUCUCUUUUAUCAGUACUUUCAACGGUAUACAGUCAUCGUCAUGCUUAUGUGUUCAUGAAUCCUGUGACUGAAGAUAUUGCUCCUGGAUAUGGUACUGUUGUUCAUGAGCCUGUGGAUUUAACUUCUCUCAGGCGUCGUAUGGAGUCCUCUCUAAGUCAUUUGAUUAGCUCUCAACAACCUUCAGCUGUAAAUCCAUCUGUUUCCUCUUAUCAAGUUAUCGUAGAGGUCGCCACACGUUUUAUUCGGGAUCUUUUAUUGAUGUUUGCGAAUGCAAGAAUGUACAAUAGCCAAAAUCAUGAAGUUCAUCGAAUGGCUGGGGAAAUGUAUCGUGAUGUGAUUAGUGAACUUCAACCACCAUGGUCUAUUAUGGCUGAAGAUAUUGCGGGUUUCCCAUCUCUUCCUUCCAUCAAUUCACCUCCUGCACAAACAGCUCGAUCGUCCUUGCAAUCUUCUAUUGUAUCGAAGGCACCAACUGGAAGUCCUGAGCAUUCUGGUCCCAGCGCAUCUAAGGAAGAUGGGCCGGGUGUUAACAAACACUCCUACAGUUUGAAUCUCAGGUCAAACAAACGUCCUCCUUCUGAAAUCGCUUCUCCUAACAGUCCUGCACCUCGCAAACUCCGUCAGUCAUCAGGAAAUGAUUCUAUAGGUGGCAGUAGUAUUGCAACUAGAUCCAAAUAG
Molecule: messenger RNA, 1908 nt
Organism: Heterobilharzia americana
Lineage: Eukaryota; Metazoa; Platyhelminthes; Trematoda; Strigeidida; Schistosomatidae
Source: the annotation of a GenBank genome assembly